Messenger RNA from Hippocampus zosterae (dwarf seahorse), 1489 nucleotides. RefSeq names its product matrilin 3a (gene matn3a). Gene Ontology annotation, molecular function: calcium ion binding. The record is from RefSeq and is a predicted model, not a curated record. The transcript has 4 exons. NCBI's taxonomy places the organism in Eukaryota, Metazoa, Chordata, Actinopteri, Syngnathiformes, Syngnathidae. The coding region runs from base 224 to 1150 and encodes 308 amino acids.
AGGCCCGUGUCCGACAAAACCUAACCCCACAGCGGCAACUAGACCUGCGGCGUACCUCCCAAUUGUCCCUCCCACUCAACGCCGAACCGCGGCGCCGACUCUGCCACCAACAUCAACCACAAGCGCCACGCCACCAGUGACAACCACUCUGGCACCAGUCGAGUCCACCACUCCACAGCCGGUCAGUACCCAAAGCGGCUUCACCACCACCAUCAGUCCCGUGAUGACAGAGUCACCAGAGUCUCAGUGCACACGCCGCCUCUUGGACCUGGUCUUCAUCAUUGACAGCUCGCGUAGCAUCCGCAUCAGCGAUUUUGAGAAGGUCAAGACGUUCCUGGCGCUCGUGGUCGACACUCUGGCGGUUGGCUCGGACGCCACCAGAGUGGCCGUGGUCAACUACGCCAGCACGGUCAAGAUCGAGUUCCUGCUCAAAGACCACUUCAACAAGCCCGACAUGAAGAAAGCUAUCUCCCGCAUCGAGCCGCUGGCCGCGGGCACCAUGACGGGUAUGGCCAUCAAGACGGCUGUGAACGAAGCCUUCACCGAGGAGUCCGGAGCCCGGCCUCACUCUCGGAACAUUGCCAAAGUGGCCAUCAUCGUGACAGAUGGGAGGCCUCAGGACCACGUGGAGCAGAUCUCCGCCGCGGCUCGCGCCGACGGCAUCGAGAUCUACGCUGUCGGGGUGGACCGUGCGGACAUGGCGUCUCUGAAGCGGAUGGCCAGCUUGCCUGUGGAGGACCACGUCUUCUAUGUGGAGACCUACGGUGUUAUUGAGAAGCUCACCUCCAAGUUUCGGGAGACCUUGUGUGGUCCGGACCCCUGCGCCACUGGAAAUGACUGCGAGCACAUUUGUGUCAACAACAUUGACUCUUAUUACUGCAAGUGCCGCACCGGUUAUAUCCUGAAUGCCGACCGGAAAACAUGUUCCCAGAAACAGGUGAAGGUACAGGUGGCGGUGGAUCCUUGCAAGUGUGAAGCCACACUGGCUUUCCAGAAGAAGACGCAGGUGGUCUUGCAGCAGCUUACUACCACGCAUAUCCUUCAUGUUUUAAAUAGCACAUACUGCACUGAGCAAGCCUACUCAACUCAAUUUUACUCUAUUGGCAAAGAGUAUACCGGUAAACGUACUUGCAGAUAUCCCCCUCCUUAACUUUCGAGGCCACUUGCCGAUUUCGCCCAGAGAAUUGGGCGCCUUGAGGAAGCACUGGGCCGCGUGUGAUGCUCAACAUAGGCGUGAGUGUUGACGCUCGGCUGACGCGACCGUGCAAUCAAAACACCAUCCCGGCGACCACACAGCGCGACCCUUUUCAUUUAUUUGCACAGGCUGCCCAGUGGGUGUCGGAGACAUGGACUGCUGCAACGCGCACAUGUGCUAUUCCAUUGUUGCUGGAUGGAUGUCAAGCUUGCAAUAGACUGUCAAGGGCGCACAGAAAAACUGAUCGCAUCUAAAGUGACGUCUAGUCUCUUCAACAACUGCGUCCGUCAUUCA